GUAGCUAGGAAGGUUCUGCAACUGUAGGCAACUUCCUGAAUGAGUCUUAAACUUAUUUGCAAUUACAGUCUUAUCAAAUUGCAACGCAAGGCCACCUAAAUCCAACUUUCCUGGGUCCCAGGAUUCCGACGAGCGUGGGUUGAACGCGUUACGCAAAGAGAGGAACAAGGACAGCAAAAUGCCUUGUUUCCCAGGAGACCGUUCUGAACCCCUCUUAAGCCCAAGCACACCGACUAGGUACGAGCUGAUUUAAACGUUUAAAUAUGCGCUCUCCUCCGCAGCUGAGUGCUCUUUCCAACCCUCCAGAGCCCGCCCGGAAUUCAAGUGGGCGGUUACAAAGGCACCAGCCGUGAGAUUAUAUGAUGUCAGCCCCUCUCAGCCGUCCCGGCAGCUUUGGAAAGCUGGCUUAAGAGAGAAAAGAUGCCUUCGCGGGGCGGACGAGACUUCUAACAUUUGAGCACUGAACGCCACAGGCAUCAGGCUAUGUUAUUUUACGUUUUGCUAUUUCAGCUGCUUAGAAAUUUGUCUGCAUUUCCUCACUGCUCAAUACAGAUCAAGGAAUCAAAGGGUGCAAUAGAAGAAGUAUUCAUCCUUGCAGAGAAAGCUAAUUUAUUCAUUGGACGGCAUCUUCAAUACAACCGAUUUGACUUUGAACUAAUAACUCAAGGAGAUCUUGAAAGAGAAUGUUAUGAAGAGCAAUGCAAUUUUGAGGAAGCAAGGGAAAUUUUUGAAGAUCCAAGAAAGACAAUGUCUUUUUGGAAUGAAUAUACUCUUAGGGGUCCUGGCUCAAAAACAGGUGGCAAAGCAGCAGAGAAGAUUGACGUUAUAGGACUUUUGACUGGACUGAUUGCAAUUGGAGUACUAUUGAUUAUACUUGGAUUGCUUAUUUAUUACCUGUGCCAAAGAAAAUGCAAACCAAGGUUACCAGGGCACAGAAGCAGCAGAAGGCAUAAUUGUUCCAUCAUCUUCCAAAGGCAAGAAGAGUUUGCUUUAAAUCCUGUUCCUCCUUGCAGUACAGGACAGAUAGGAUUGCCAACUUAUGAUCAAGCAAUGGCAUUAAGAGAAAACUAUGAUUCUCCACCUCCACCGUAUCCUGGAAGUUCAGGAAAGUUCAAAGUGUUCAAGAAGUCUCUCUCACUUCCAGGUCCUUAAUGAACAAACAUGACCUUUGUUGAGACUGUUGAGAAUUAGUCUUAAUAAAAGAUGUGCAGCUGAAAUGCUACAGUAUAGCAUUCUAAGACAGUGAAAAGAAUCUUUGAAGAUGCCUACGAUGGACUAAAUGGUGUCAGGUAACAAGGAAUCCAUUUCUCCAAUGUUCUGAUAAUUAAGGUUGAAAGACUCCUUUUAUGAUAUUUCCAUUUAUAUGUGAAAACCUAUACUGAACUUGGCUCCUGUGCAUUUUGAGCCAUUGAGUAAACUGAUGUGCAGUUUUUCCUGUUUUUUAUAACAGAAAAAUUUUAUUUCCAGUUCUAAAAAUUGCACUAGUUUUCUAUUUUAGAAGAAAAAAUAUUUUUCUUUUGAAUUUUCUCCCAUGAUAAAAAUGUAUUUGUGUCAGUUUUUGAUUCCUGGUGAUCGCCUGAUCUAGUCCUUACAGUUGUUGGUAAUAAUGUUGGCAGAAGUGCCUUGCCAUUGCUGCCUUUCUAGGGCUAAGAGAAAGUGACUGGGCCUAUUUCACCUUUGUGCCUAUGGUAGAUUAGAACUUAGUCUCCUGGUUUCUGCCCGAUGCCUUAAUCACUACACCAAACUGGCUCUCCUGUGAUAAAAAUGCUAACACAUUGAAAUUUCAAUUAUCUAAUUGAAUAUUUGAUCUAUUUCUUAUAUUAGGAAGAAUAUAUCCAUGUGGGUGUUAUCAAUAAGUUUUUAUAAAUAAAAUAACUAUUUGUACCUA
Crotalus tigris (Tiger rattlesnake) is the source of this 1888-nucleotide messenger RNA. RefSeq names its product proline rich and Gla domain 4 (gene PRRG4). The record is from RefSeq and is a predicted model, not a curated record. Bases 484 to 1152 code for a protein of 222 amino acids. The transcript is spliced from 6 exons. Gene Ontology annotation, cellular component: extracellular region. Gene Ontology annotation, molecular function: calcium ion binding. Lineage: Eukaryota; Metazoa; Chordata; Lepidosauria; Squamata; Viperidae.